Exophiala oligosperma is the source of this 240-nucleotide messenger RNA. RefSeq lists its product as uncharacterized. The record is from RefSeq and is a predicted model, not a curated record. The transcript is spliced from 2 exons. NCBI's taxonomy places the organism in Eukaryota, Fungi, Ascomycota, Eurotiomycetes, Chaetothyriales, Herpotrichiellaceae. Bases 1 to 240 code for a protein of 79 amino acids.
AUGGCCGCUUUAUCAUCGCUCAAGUUGCAGUCGGGGUCUCGGCUCACCGCCGGCUCUGAUCGUUUCCAGCGGUCGAGCGCACCUUGGCAACCUUACGGAACACACAAGACAGAGACGGGGAUGGCUCGUCAAGAGCUCAAUGCCGCUGACAAAGCUGUUCGAAAGUCGUUCGUGCCAGAAGCAGAAUCACUGGGUUGCAAGACCAAAGUUGACCAAAUGGACAAUAUCCUCGCUGUCUGA